AAAAUAUUGUGAUAGCUAGAAAAAGAAUAACUAAAGCACUUUCAUAGGCCCCAUUACUUGUCCCCCUCAAUUUAGCUCCCCCAUUGAUGUGAUCUUCAUCUUCCUCUAUCUUCUCUGCAAAUUUGUUCUUCUCCUCACCUUUUCUUCUUUGAUUAGGUAAAUACAAUGAUGUCAAUCAACAAAGGGAAGGAAGUAGCUGAAGGCUCUUCAAUACUAGCCACUGUUGCUGGUACUGCUGAUGGCGCUCGUGUUGGUGCUGGUGGUGUUGGUGAUCAGCGGAAUCCGCCACCGUUGAGCCGAUACGAGUCACAGAAGCGAAGAGAUUGGAACACUUUCGGUCAAUACUUAAGGAACCAAAGGCCACCGGUUGCACUUUCGCAGUGUAACGCCAAUCAUGUCCUCGAAUUUCUUCGUUAUCUCGAUCAGUUCGGCAAGACUAAGGUGCACUUACAAGGUUGCGUGUUCUUCGGGCAACCGGAACCGCCGGGGCCAUGCACGUGCCCGCUUAGACAAGCUUGGGGUAGCCUCGAUGCUCUCAUCGGUCGGCUCCGGGCUGCGUACGAGGAGAAUGGCGGGUUACCUGAGACCAACCCUUUUGCCAGCGGUUCUAUAAGGAUUUACCUUCGUGAAGUGAGGGAUUCCCAGGCUAAAGCUCGGGGAAUUCCUUAUAAGAAGAAAAAGAAGAAGAGGAAUCCAUUGAAGGCUAACGAAGUUAGCUCAAGCUUCCCAAUUCAGCAACCUUGAUUCUCUUAUGGUCCUAAAAUAAAAUUCCAAGAGCUUGAAUCAGUUUGCUACUGGGAAAUCAGCAAUCGUUUCCUCCUUGGAUCAAGAUACUGGUAGAUGGCUAGUUCAUCAGCACUGCGUUUAUUGUUUUAAAUGAGAAUCAAAGCGGGAAAGGGGACAAUAUAUAUAAAUAUUUAUGGAUAUAAACUGGAGUUGAAGAGG
Molecule: messenger RNA, 945 nt
Organism: Hibiscus syriacus
Lineage: Eukaryota; Viridiplantae; Streptophyta; Magnoliopsida; Malvales; Malvaceae
Product: protein LIGHT-DEPENDENT SHORT HYPOCOTYLS 10-like
Exons: 3
Coding region: 166-744 (192 amino acids)
Biological process (GO): response to light stimulus; mRNA transcription
Cellular component (GO): nucleus
Source: RefSeq, a predicted model, not a curated record